GGGCCCGCAAGACGCAGGUCGACAGGGUCUACGACGGACAGGCCCUCGGAGGGGGAUACGCGAGGGGGGGGCAGGGAGGACGCCGAUGCAAUCGGGGUGGAGGGGGAGGAAGGAGAGGGGCGACUGUGGUGGGCCGCUGCGGUGGAGGAGGAGGAAAGGAUUUGCUUGCAGAGGUUCAUGGCGGCACUGAAUAGGGAGGCGGCAUUUUUCCUGCUGGAUGCGCGCAAUGCCCUGCCCGCGCUGCGAAAAGCCCUGCGAGAGAGUGGGAUGACCGGCUCAACCUCCCCCUCUACCUCCUGUCCACCCUCCUCCUCGACCAGUCCGCUUUCAGGCCUGCUUUUGGCGCACUUGCUACGGGAAAAGACGCCUUUCAGCCAUGUGGGGCAAGUGUUGAUGACCAUGCUUUUCCGCGAGCCGUGGGUGCCCUCCCUGGCCCUCCUUCCCUCCCUCCGCACCCUGGUGGAUCGGAUCGAGCAGGGCGGGGAGGAAGAGGACAGGGUGGAAGAAAGCGAGGUCAGGCAACGCGCCCGGAGUUUGGUGCUGCAGCAAUUGCUCCAUGCCCCUUCCUCCCCCCUGCCCUCAACCUUGCCCUCCCCAGGCCUCCCCCAGGGCGUGGUUGACCUCCUGCGGUCCCUCCUCUUCAACGAGCUCCGAGGCCGCAAGAGGGGAUUUACCCUCCUUCCCUCCCUCCUCCCUCUCUUGGAUCACGGCCCGGCUUUGAGCCCCAGCCUCGUUCUGACCUUGGAGCAGGCGUCUUCGGAAUGGGCUAAAGACUGUUUGCCAGGGGAGGAACGGCUGCGGUGGUGGGAGUCCGUCUUCCAAGUCCUUGUUGAGGCGGAGGAAGAAGGGGAAGGAGGGGGGGAGGGGGGGGAGGAUGAAGUAUCUGUACAGGUACUUCGGACAGUGGCCUGCCGACUCUUGGAUGCGGAGGAGUUCAUGGAAGUCUUUGAAGGCAUGUUCUCCCUCCCAGGCGGUAGCAAGGACGUCGGCGGCCAUGAGGGUAGCCCUACCGGCGACGGUUCGCGGGGUAGCAACGGCAAGAAUGGGAAGCGGGGUACCCCCAGGAAAAAAACGAAUCCCAAAUCGCCGGAGGCUUUGGACACUGCCUGUGAUAUCCUCGACGAGGAGGCCAGGGGGGAGGAUGCAGGGGAGGGCGCGGGGGAGGGCGGGGCUGACCUGGAAAUAACCCCUCUCCUGAGCCUGGUCGAGGCCACCGCCAGCCUACACGUCCGCAGAUCAGCCGUAAAGCUUUUGGGACUCUUGGUCCGUCGCUUUCCGCGUCUCCGCGCCAAAGCCUUGGCGUAUUUGUUUGAUUGGAUCGGAACGGAUGCCCCUUGGGAGAGGGCUCCGUCUUUUUCCCUGCUUGUCCGGGUUUUGGAGCACGUGGUGCCCGCGGCCCUAGCUUCCUCCCCUGCGACGUCGUCCGAUCUUUUCACGAUUGCUCAUACCUUAACCUCUGCCCACGACCGGAUCCUCCCUUCCCGCCGCCUGCCCCUCUACCACGCCCUCCUUCGCUCACUGGGUGACUCCCGUCUGGCGUUCCUGCAAUUCCUCCUUCUCCUCCAGCACUGUGCAGCCCCGAAUACGGCGGGCAAGGGCGAGGAGGAGGACGGGACGGAGGCCCUGCUGGGUUUGACGGAGGCCUUGGCGGGGAAGGUCUCCGAGAUGCAAGAGUUGUUCAGCGCCGGCGACCUGCUCGAGAUGGGCCACGCCCUCCUUCGGUACCUUCUUGGCCGGCAAGAGGACGUCGAGGGGGAGGAGGCAACGGAGGGAGUGGUGGAGGACACGGGGGAAGAGGGGCGGGAGAGCCACUUUUGGGCUCCUUCUCCAUCGCAUUACCUCCUUCCCCUGCCAAACACGCGCCCGCUCUCUACCUCUAGGGAGAGGGGUAUAACGGUCAGCAUGCUGGCCAUGCUGAAGUACCAGGCCAAGGAGAUCCCCCAAGAUAAGAUCUGA
Molecule: messenger RNA, 1956 nt
Organism: Nannochloropsis gaditana CCMP526
Exons: 4
Source: RefSeq, a predicted model, not a curated record